Juglans regia (Persian walnut) is the source of this 2128-nucleotide messenger RNA. RefSeq names its product protein indeterminate-domain 7-like. NCBI's taxonomy places the organism in Eukaryota, Viridiplantae, Streptophyta, Magnoliopsida, Fagales, Juglandaceae. Gene Ontology annotation, cellular component: nucleus. The coding region runs from base 191 to 1912 and encodes 573 amino acids. The transcript is spliced from 5 exons. Gene Ontology annotation, molecular function: DNA-binding transcription factor activity. The record is from RefSeq and is a predicted model, not a curated record.
UUCAGCUCUCUCUCUCUCUGCUUGUUUCUUUUUAGCUCUGAAAAAACAAAAGUUGUCUCUUGGGUUGGUGCCAAAUCGAGAAGAAACCAUCAGGGUAUAGAGCGGGGAUUAUGGGUUUCACACACUACACAUAGAUCUACGGCCAUGGAGGAACCUUAGGAUAUUCAAGAAUUUCUUACCUGCGAAGAAGAUGAUGAAAGGUUUGAUGUUCCAACAACAGAUACAGCAGCCAGUUGUGGAGGAAAACAUGUCUAAUUUGACUUCUGCGUCAGGUGAGGCAAGUGUUUCACCAGGAAACAGAACCGAGAUAGGGACAAACUAUUCUCAACAACACUUUGCUCCAACGCCACCCCAAACUCAACCAGUGAAGAAAAAGAGAAACCUUCCAGGCAACCCAGACCCAGAUGCUGAAGUGAUAGCUUUGUCUCCCAAGACUCUCAUGGCAACAAAUAGAUUUAUUUGUGAGAUCUGUAACAAAGGGUUUCAGAGGGAUCAGAAUCUUCAACUUCAUCGAAGAGGGCAUAAUUUGCCAUGGAAGCUAAAGCAAAGAACAAGUAAAGAGGUAAAGAAGAAGGUGUACGUGUGCCCAGAACCUAGUUGCGUGCACCAUGACCCAUCAAGGGCUCUUGGGGACUUGACUGGGAUCAAGAAACACUUCUGCAGAAAGCACGGUGAGAAGAAAUGGAAAUGUGACAAGUGCGCAAAGAAGUAUGCAGUUCAAUCAGAUUGGAAAGCUCACUCCAAGACCUGUGGCACCAGGGAGUACAGAUGUGACUGUGGAACCCUUUUCUCAAGGAGGGAUAGUUUCAUCACCCACAGAGCUUUCUGUGAUGCAUUGGCAGAGGAGAGUGCAAGAGCCAUCACAACAAACCAACUUCUGUCCUCUCAAGCUGGCCCCUCAGCGUCUCACAUAAACCAGCUCCCACCCCGAUACAAUCCCCAAGACCUCCACGCAUUUUCAUUGAAGAAAGAGCAACAAAGCUUCAGUCUAAGGCCAGAGAUACCACCAUGGCUAGCUUCUCCUGGCCCAGCACCUAUGGAUAUCACCUCCUCAUCUUCAUUCUUCUCGACGAGAUCAGAUUAUCAAGAAUUCACACAGUCCCACCAAGAUUUAGCCCUCCAUGAAACACCACCAAACCCUAACCCUAGUCUCGGCCCCACUCUCCCUCCCUACCAGCCAGCAUCCUCUCCACAUAUGUCAGCCACUGCAUUGUUGCAGAAGGCAGCACAGAUGGGCGCAACGGUGAGCAACAAUACUGGCUCAUCACUAACCAUGAUGCAGAGGCCCACCCAACAAGUUCACGUGCCUGCAGCUGCUGAUUCUCGCAGCAAUACAACUGGGAAAUUUGGCUCGAAUUUGUCCUCACGUGAAGAGAUGGCCACUGGGUUUGUUCAUGGUCAGGCUUCUUUUGAGUAUAAAGCUGCAGGCCCUUCUGCCAGUACUGCAGCGGCCACAGGAGCAAGUACUGGUGCUGCCUCAGGUGUUCCACCUUCCCAGCUUCUUCAUGACAUGGUGGGCUCUCUCUCUUCUACUGCUGGGUUUGAAGGAACUUCUUUUGAGGAUGCCUUUGGUGGGAUCUUGAAUUCAAAGAAAGACGGUAAUUCGCACGACACGCUCUCAAAAACAUUCACCACCAGCAGCCAUCUUGGUAGGGCUCAUGAAAGUGGUGGUAAUGGUGGUGGUGGUGGUGGUGGUGGUGGUGAAGGUUUGACUAGAGAUUUUUUGGGUCUUAGAGCUCUCUCUCAUAGUGACAUUCUCAGUAUUGCUGGUCUUGGGAAUUGCAUGAACACUUCUAAUGAGCAUCAUACGCAAUCCCAAAAACCUUGGCAAGGGUACUGGCUUUUUGUCUGGCAGAGAUGGAAAAACAAACAUUAUAUGGUGGUACCUCCAAAAGCUGGUGAUCAAAGCUGAGCGUUGUCAGGGAUAUAUGAAUAUCGAUCGAUGAUCAAUGGCUGGCUAGCUGUACGUUGUGGUAGUAGUAGUACUAGUACUGCUGCUGCUAUGAAGGAACGAGUAGUUGACUUGUCAUUGAAUAAACAUGCAUAUAUGCUGCCUCAGCUCUCCUUCCUUUUUAUAUGCAUGUGUUAAUUAUAAUAAUGCCACCUUUAUAUAUAUUUGACAUUAAAG